Molecule: messenger RNA, 5721 nt
Organism: Rattus rattus (black rat)
Lineage: Eukaryota; Metazoa; Chordata; Mammalia; Rodentia; Muridae
Gene: Bmpr2
Product: bone morphogenetic protein receptor type 2
Exons: 13
Coding region: 1178-4294 (1038 amino acids)
Biological process (GO): BMP signaling pathway; protein phosphorylation; cellular response to growth factor stimulus
Cellular component (GO): plasma membrane; signaling receptor complex
Molecular function (GO): ATP binding; transforming growth factor beta receptor activity
Source: RefSeq, a predicted model, not a curated record
GGUCGGCUGGAGAGCCGGAGACUGAGAGGAGGCGGCGGCGGAGGCGGGGCGACUCCGGUGACCGGGAGCGCCUCAGACUAGCAGCUGCGGCGACUCCCCCCUUUGUGUCUGGUCUGCUCGGAACCCCUGGAGGUGCUUCCCGGAGGGGCUCAGGGUGUUUCGCAAGCUCUGCUGCCCACCCCUUCCUCGGCCACCUACGUCCGUCUUCCCGCCGCCCCCCGCCCUCGGCCCGCGACGCCCGAGCUCCGCCCGGAGCCCAGAGCUGCGGAGAACGAGGCGGCGGCGGCGGCGGCGGCGGUGGAUCCCUCCGGGGGGACUGUGAUUCGUUCACGCAAUCGACGGGAGGAGACCGGGCUUUCAUGGUGGAAUUUACUUCAGGCAAGAGCGAGGGGCUGGAGUAGCCGAGAGCGAGGCCCGGGCGGAGCGCCCUCGAAGGGCUAACCCCGCACCUCCCCGCGUGUCGCUCGCCCGGGCUCGCCGCGCCGCCACGACCCUCCCCUCCCCCGCGCCCCGAGGCCCGGCCUGCGCGACCCUCGCGCGAUUGUUCCUAGGAAGCCGUGGGCUCGCCCAUGGAAGCAGGCAUCUUUUUCGACCCAGUCGGCGGAAAGGAUUUGUUGAUGUCGAAAUCCGAGUGAAGGAAGCAACGAAGCGAAACUUUAAAAGGAACCCUACUGUCCUCCGAGUCGGGAGCGAUGCGACUCGGGCGGCCGGGCGCUGCUGCCUGCCCUGCUUCGCCCUUCCCGGCGGUCGGGAACUUGUUCUGAUCCUUAGUGCUCCCAUCGAGUCCCCGCCCUCCACUCCCCGGCACUCUGGAUAUGUUUUCUCCCAGAUCUGGCUAUUUUUUUGAUAUCGUGAAACUACGAGGGAAAUAAUUGCAGGGGUUUCUUCUGGGCUCCCUGCUUCUUCCCCACGGACAUGCCUUCAGUUUGGGGAACCGAGGCACCCCGUCCUAGGCGAAUGAAGCCCCCCAGCCGCGAGGGAGCGAAAUGAAGGGAAAUUCUGCAGUGGAAUGAGAGCUCUACAAGCUAGGUCCUCGCAUCUGCCAUUUGUCCUUUCAAACUGCAUUGUAAUCCGGGCAGGAUAAAUCAGGAAGAGCAGCCUCCUGGCCGGAUUUCUCACCCGAAUUUACUUUCCUGAUUUCUUUUCUUUGCCCUCCUGCUUCUUGGCUGGCCCAGGGAUGACUUCCUCGCUGCAGCGGCCCUUUCGGGUGCCCUGGCUGCUAUGGGCCGUCCUGCUGGUCAGCACUACGGCUGCUUCCCAGAAUCAAGAACGGCUGUGUGCAUUUAAAGACCCGUAUCAACAAGACCUUGGGAUUGGUGAGAGUCGAAUCUCUCAUGAAAAUGGGACAAUAUUAUGCUCCAAAGGGAGCACAUGUUAUGGUCUGUGGGAGAAAUCAAAAGGGGACAUCAAUCUUGUGAAACAAGGGUGCUGGUCUCACAUUGGUGAUCCCCAAGAGUGCCACUAUGAAGAAUGUGUAGUAACUACCACCCCGCCCUCAAUUCAGAAUGGAACAUACCGUUUUUGCUGCUGUAGUACAGACUUAUGUAACGUCAACUUCACUGAGAACUUCCCACCUCCUGAUACAACACCACUCAGUCCGCCUCAUUCAUCUAAUCGGGAUGAAACUAUAAUCAUUGCUUUGGCAUCGGUUUCUGUAUUAGCUGUUUUGAUAGUCGCCUUAUGUUUUGGAUACAGAAUGUUGACAGGAGACAGGAAACAGGGUCUACACAGUGUGAACAUGAUGGAGGCGGCAGCGGCAGAGCCCUCCCUCGACUUGGAUAACCUGAAGCUGCUGGAGCUGAUUGGACGGGGUCGAUAUGGAGCAGUAUAUAAAGGUUCCUUGGAUGAGCGUCCAGUUGCUGUAAAAGUAUUUUCUUUUGCAAACCGUCAGAAUUUUAUAAAUGAAAAAAACAUUUACAGAGUGCCUUUGAUGGAACAUGACAACAUUGCUCGCUUUAUAGUUGGAGACGAGAGGCUCACUGCAGAUGGACGCAUGGAGUAUUUGCUUGUGAUGGAGUAUUAUCCCAAUGGAUCUCUGUGCAAAUAUCUGAGUCUCCAUACAAGUGAUUGGGUAAGCUCUUGCCGUCUGGCUCAUUCUGUGACAAGAGGACUGGCUUAUCUUCACACAGAAUUACCCCGAGGAGAUCAUUACAAACCUGCAAUUUCCCAUCGAGAUUUAAACAGCAGAAAUGUCCUGGUAAAGAAUGGUGGCACGUGUGUUAUCAGUGACUUUGGUCUGUCCAUGAGGCUAACUGGAAACAGGCUGGUGCGCCCAGGGGAAGAAGAUAACGCGGCUAUAAGUGAGGUUGGCACAAUCCGCUAUAUGGCACCAGAAGUGCUAGAAGGAGCUGUGAACCUGAGGGACUGUGAGUCGGCACUGAAGCAAGUGGACAUGUAUGCGCUUGGGCUGAUCUACUGGGAGGUGUUCAUGAGGUGCACAGACCUCUUCCCCGGUGAAUCUGUACCAGAUUACCAGAUGGCUUUUCAGACAGAAGUUGGAAACCAUCCCACAUUUGAGGAUAUGCAGGUUCUUGUGUCGAGAGAAAAGCAGAGACCCAAGUUCCCAGAAGCCUGGAAAGAAAAUAGCCUGGCAGUGAGGUCACUCAAAGAAACAAUCGAAGACUGCUGGGACCAGGAUGCAGAGGCUCGGCUCACUGCACAGUGUGCUGAGGAGAGAAUGGCUGAACUCAUGAUGAUAUGGGAGAGAAACAAGUCUGUGAGCCCAACGGUCAACCCAAUGUCGACUGCUAUGCAGAACGAACGCAACCUAUCACAUAAUAGGCGUGUGCCAAAAAUCGGGCCUUACCCAGAUUAUUCCUCUUCCUCAUAUAUUGAAGACUCAAUCCAUCACACUGACAGCAUUGUGAAAAAUAUUUCCUCUGAGCAUUCAAUGUCCAGCACACCGUUGACAAUAGGAGAAAAGAACCGAAACUCAAUUAAUUAUGAACGACAGCAAGCACAAGCUCGAAUCCCUAGCCCAGAAACAAGCGUCACAAGCCUGUCCACAAACACAACCACCACAAACACCACCGGCCUCACUCCAAGUACUGGCAUGACCACGAUAUCUGAGAUGCCAUACCCAGAUGAGACACAUUUGCAUGCCACAAAUGUUGCACAGUCACUCGGGCCAACCCCUGUCUGCUUACAGCUGACAGAAGAAGACUUGGAAACUAAUAAGCUAGACCCAAAAGAAGUUGAUAAGAACCUCAAGGAAAGCUCUGAUGAGAAUCUCAUGGAGCAUUCUCUGAAGCAGUUCAGUGGGCCAGACCCGUUGAGCAGUACCAGUUCUAGCUUGCUUUAUCCACUCAUAAAGCUUGCGGUGGAAGUGACUGGACAACAGGACUUCACACAGGCUGCAAAUGGGCAAGCAUGUUUAAUUCCUGAUGUUCCACCUGCUCAGAUCUAUCCUCUCCCUAAGCAACAGAACCUUCCUAAGAGACCUACUAGUUUGCCUUUGAACACCAAAAAUUCAACUAAAGAACCCCGGCUAAAAUUUGGCAACAAGCACAAAUCAAACUUGAAACAAGUAGAAACUGGAGUUGCCAAGAUGAAUACAAUCAAUGCAGCAGAGCCUCAUGUGGUGACAGUAACUAUGAAUGGUGUGGCAGGUAGAAGCCACAAUGUUAAUUCCCAUGCUGCCACAACCCAGUAUGCCAAUGGGGCAGUGCCAUCUGGCCAGGCAGCCAACAUAGUGGCACAUAGGGCCCAAGAAAUGCUGCAGAAUCAAUUUAUUGGUGAGGAUACCAGACUGAAUAUCAAUUCCAGUCCUGAUGAACAUGAACCUUUACUGAGACGAGAGCAGCAGGCUGGCCAUGAUGAAGGGGUUCUGGAUCGUUUGGUAGACAGGAGGGAACGGCCAUUAGAAGGUGGUCGAACUAAUUCCAAUAACAACAACAGCAAUCCAUGUUCAGAACAAGAUGUCCCUGCACAAGGUGUUACAAGCACAGCUGCAGACCCUGGGCCAGCAAAGCCCAGAAGAGCACAGAGGCCCAAUUCUCUGGAUCUUUCAGCCACAAAUAUCCUGGAUGGCAGCAGCAUGCAGAUAGGUGAGUCAACGCAGGAUGGCAAAUCAGGAUCAGGCGAAAAGAUCAAGAGACGUGUGAAAACUCCAUACUCUCUUAAGCGGUGGCGCCCAUCCACCUGGGUCAUCUCCACCGAGCCACUGGACUGUGAGGUCAACAACAAUGGCAGUGACAGGGCAGUCCAUUCUAAAUCUAGCACUGCUGUGUACCUCGCAGAGGGAGGCACUGCCACAACCAUGGUGUCUAAAGAUAUAGGAAUGAAUUGUCUGUGAGAUGUUUUCAAGCUUAUGGAGUGAAAUUAUUUUUUUGCAUCAUUUAAACAUGCAGAAGACAUUUAAAAAAAAAAACAAAAAACUGCUUUAACCUCCUGUCAGCACCCCUUCCCACCCCUGCAGCAAGGACUUGCUUUAAAUAGAUUUCAGCUAUGCAGAAAACUUUAGCUUAUGCUUCCAUAUUUUUUAAUUUUGUUUUUUAAGUUUUGCACUUUUGUUUAGUCUUGCUAAAGUUAUAUUUGUCUGUUAUGACCACAUUAUAUGUGUGCUUAUCAAAAGUGGUCUCAAAAUAUUUUUUUAAGAAAAAAAGCAAAAACAGUGUAUUGCUGAUAAUCAGUUUGGACCAUUUUCUAAAGGUCAUUAAAACAGAAGCAAAUUAAGACAGGUUUGACUGCAACGGUGUCUGGUAUCCAUGUUUUAUUUCUGGGCACAAGCUAGUUUAUAUGUUACGUGUUUUUGACCAUAAUCUGUUGGACAUUCUUUUGUGUUUUAUUUGAAUGUGCAAUAGUCUGUAGACCACAAAGAAGCUUUCUCAUCUGCUCUCUUCCUAGCAGGGCACACAUUCUUCUUCCAUUGUUGAAAGAAACAUUUUCCCUGGUCUUCGACAAUAUGAACAUUUUCCAGCUUUCUCCUUAUGGAGAUGCUUAGACGCUGUCCAAAGGGCUCCACACAGGACUUACCAAAACAUUUAUUGAGAUGCCAUUGUCUUCUAACCUUCCAGUGCUAAGUGUUUCCUUCCAGGCAUUUCACUAAGUAUAUCUGGUUCUGGUUUUGGAAGUUCAUAAGAGAGCAUAGAACAAAACAGAGGAAAGCAAAUAUUAGCCUUCUCCCUUUUAUUUUUCUAUGUUUAUGUUCAUGUCUGUAUUCAUUAUUUAAGAAGUAUUUUUUAUCAAAAAGUGUAUAGGACUAAACCUACAUGGAAUGUUUAAAUAGCUGGGCAAAGUGAUUAGUAUAGUAACUUUCACUUUCUGACCAUCACAAAUUAAAUCACAUUUCCUAUUUAUAGUAACUUCAGGAGUAAUCGAAUCUAUAGGAUGGUUCCUUGUUUCCCAGCACUGCCUGACAGUUCUAUGUGAAAAAGUGAUUCCUCCUUCUCCCGUGACCUAAAACACUGUGGAAAGCUCCAGCCAGCUCGCCAGAUCCUAUGGAAGAAAGGCUUGCUGCCAACUUAGGGCCGUUGAGCAGACUAAGAUUGGCCCUGUCUUUCCUAACUUCGUUCUUCACUGACUGCUUUUGUAGUUUCUCCCUUUGCCAGUUUCACAUGUUCUCUGAUGGCGAGCAGCACUCACUAUGUUUGUCGUGAUAGAGCGUCUUCUGCUGACGAUGCGCCGUGACCUUGCUGUCACGAUGCUUUUACUUCUUUUGUCACUAAUGAUCUCUGAAACAACAGUCUCUGUGUCUUUUAAUAAAGCACUUUCUGUCAAAAA